Molecule: messenger RNA, 2254 nt
Organism: Neoarius graeffei (lesser salmon catfish)
Lineage: Eukaryota; Metazoa; Chordata; Actinopteri; Siluriformes; Ariidae
Gene: phpt1
Product: phosphohistidine phosphatase 1
Exons: 3
Coding region: 75-440 (121 amino acids)
Biological process (GO): peptidyl-histidine dephosphorylation
Cellular component (GO): cytosol
Molecular function (GO): protein histidine phosphatase activity
Source: RefSeq, a predicted model, not a curated record
AGUCAACAGCCGGAGUGAAAGUUUCUCUGUUACCGGGUGUGGAGUGGGACGGUGCUGAGGUUAGCGAGUUCAUCAUGUCUGCUGAGCGCCUGGAGAAGAUUCCUGAAGCUGAUAUCGACCCCAAUGGCGUGUUUAAAUAUGUGCUCAUCCGUGUGCACAGCAAAACAGACGAGUCGUUCGUGGACAUCGUGCGCGGCUACACGUGGGCAGAGUAUCACGCUGAUAUCUAUGACAAGGUUUCUGGAGAGCUGGAGAGAGCAGGUGACGUGGACUGUGAAUGUAUAGGAGGCGGCAGGAUCAGACAUGACAGCGCUGACAAAAAGAUUCAUGUCUACGGCUAUUCCAUGGGCUUUGGACGAGCCGAUCAUGCCCUCUCGACAGAAAAACUGAAGACGCGAUACCCAGACUAUGAGAUCACAUGGGCAAAUGAAGGCUACUGAUUCAAUAACCAGGGUUUUACCAUGGUGUCCAUGAACAAUCCUCGGAUUUGAGCUGUUUAUAUAACACUAGCUUGUACUCUUGUCUGUUUGAACAGGAUGGGGAAUUGGACAUGUCAGCAUGUGAUGUCUCAAGCUGAAAUCAAGGGAUUUCUUAUUAACAGUGGAUUGAAUUAAUGUUUACACAUUCUGUACCUUAAUACCCUUUUUUUUUUAAAUUAUUAUAUGGGUCUGUCUCAGAAACUGGGUACUGUGGGGUACCCCACUAAAUAUACUCCGUCAAUAAACUAUACGGUUUUGAAUGGUGAUGUUGGUUUUAAUUUGAAAUAAUACAGAUAAAAUUAAAUCUUUUGAUGUGAAUACUCUAUUCAGAAUUUGGCAAAAAUUCUGCAAAUUUGUGGAAAAAUGGCGGCUUGAUCUGGGACAUGAUAAAUGGUCGACUACAUCGCAUUCCCUUAAAAAGGUUGUAGUCCACUGAAAAGUCUACAGUUAUCACUAAUUGUAUUUUAAGUUGUAACUUUACACACCUAAGGAUUGGUGCGCUCACAGAAUAAUAACCAUAAUAAAGCAUCAUGCAAAAUAUUUCAUCACCGUUGUAACUCCAUUUUCCGCAAACCCCAAACCAAUAUGAUCGUGUGUUUCGAUCUAAACGGAAAGCCUCAGGGUCAAGGUCACUACCUCACCAAAAGUAGUAACUUAAAAUCACUACGCCAUAUAAAAAUUUAGUUAUAAAUCUGCGAUUUUGUUUUUUAAAACGAAAGCUGAAAGUUAGGUAUAGAACAUGUUUCUUACAGAAUAUGUUACGAUGGUAGCUGGUCUUGUAUGAAUUUCUGAGCUAUAAAAUGAGUUGUGGUCUAUUUUUUUUACCAUAGUGUGUUAUUUGUGUGCGCGGAAGGACACACAUUAACAAUUUGCAUGUGUAGAAUGGAAUUUUCCACUCCAGCAGUUAGAAGUUGAUCGUGCUUCCAUUUGCGGCCUUUCUGUUACGCGAGUGAUCUGUUCGGACGUUAUCACUGAAAAGGUGAGUUUUGACAGUUUUAUUUUGUUUUAGUCUUGCAGUAUAAAGCAAUAGAAUGUUUCUUUUUCAUCUUACUUUCAUAUUUCGUAGUGUUUGCGUAUUUUGCAACCAUGGUCAAUUUAGAUAGAACUUUUGAUAGAAUCUACAGCCAGUCAUUUUGCCCCACCUCGCGCUCCGUCUGGUGCGGUAGUGAUGUCCCAUUGCUCAUGUGCUGCAGCAGAGACCCGCACGACCUUCAGCCGGUACAGUCACUGUUCUUUUACCACCGCCGUUAUUCUCAUCUUUCUGGUGUGUUCUUGAUUUUUCCAUUGUGUCCUAUUUCGCCACAUCAAAUACCCAAAAUGUAUCAUAUUAUUCAUAUUUAAGUGAAUAAUCAAUUCAGUCAUCAUAACUUGGCAUUUUUAACCCAAGCAAUCAAAAAGAGGAAAUUUAUUCAAUAUUUUCACUCAUCUGAGAAGGAGGGGCUUUAAUUCUUCAUGAUGUAGUUAUUUUAUAUGUAAAUCAAUUUUACAGAAGCAUCUGAAUUGUAAUAAAAAAAAAAUUCCACAGUGGAAGCCAGAUAAAGCAAGAUACUGUCUUUAUUCUUAUUAAACAUGACGACAAAAGAAACAUUGAAUGUUAAGUAAAUGCCAAAAAAAAAAGUAAAAUUAGAAAAUUUAUUUUUUUGACCAUAAUGUCCCAAAUGAGAACGGUUUCUGAGACGGACCCAUAUCUGUUCACUAAAGAACAUGAGAAAAUACACAAUGUUCUGGAAAUAGUGUAAGCUCUAUUAAAGGACUAUCAAGCUUCUGAACUGCAA